AUGGCCAACGCGGAAUCGCACGCUGCGGCUGAGCGCACCAUGCCUUCGCAUGCGACACAACACCAUGCCUCGUCUCUGCCUAGCGACCUCAAACGCAAACGCAGUCCCUCUCACGACAUGCACCUGGCUUCGCCGGCGCCAGUACCCAAAGCCGCUAAGACCCACAACCACCUACAGAUCAACUACCUCGCAAGACACCUCGAAAAAGACCUGCCGCUGAUUACCAACGAUGACACCCUACCCAACAUCCUGUCCGUCCUUAGCGACUACCAGGGCGUACUGGACCGCCACGAGAGCAUGGCCUGUAACCUUGGCGCAAGACCGUUAGGACCCAUCUUGAUCAAGCGAUUCGAAAGGCUGUUCGACGGCCCUCCGCGAGUAUUGAAGAGCCAUGGCAAAGAUGGAACGACGGUGACUUGGCUGGACGUGGUCGAGUUUGCGCGCAACAAGCCGGAGCAGUUCCAGCUGGAUCAGAUGAGCGAAGGCGUGCGCGUCUGCCAGUUCUACACAAAGCAGUGUCGAGUUCAGAUCUCAGAGGAGGACUUCGUUCUGAUAUCAUCGGGCAUCCCGCAGAAGAUGAUUCCCCCACAGCCCAUCAUCGAAGAUGAAGAGAAGGAGCUGGGAACCAUGGAGAUCCUAGAGAAGAACCUGAGCCAGAUAUGUUCACUGGCCGAUCAGGUCGCUGCUCGCACUCGGCAGCUCAAUCACAGAUUAAAGGGACGUAAGCAGGCUAUUCUAGACCGACGAGCAACCGCAAGUCCCGCUCCUUCCAUUCCUCGGCCUACUAGCCCUUCCAACGUCGCACUUAUGAACGGCGGUAGCUCGAGCGUUCCAAGCUCGGGAUAUAGUCAGGGGCAUGGUCAAACACACACUCAUACCUCACAAACAUCACCUGGUGGUGGUGGUGGUGGUGGCUUCGUUGCAGUCAAUGCACGUCAACAUCAUGAAGCCAACGGUCAUGGGCACGGCCACGGCCAUAGCCGUGGCCAUGGUACCUCAUCGUCUACCCGUCACGAACUGCUAGCCAAGUUUCACACAACAAAUGGUCGGAGCUCAUCCUCGCAGUCACCAAAUAGCACCGCUGAUGCACGGAGACCGUCUAUGGGCAGCCAUGCCGUCUCCCACCCCUCCACCCCUGCAACAAUCCCAACUAGGGCUGUCCCAAAGCCUGCAGAUGGCCCUCCGGCUUCUCUGCAACAUACCACAAGGCCAUCGCAACCUUACAAUGAGUCUGAGCUGCACUCCAUGAUGAACUCACCUGUGCCAAUACCGAACACUCCAUCCAACCUUCUUCCCGCCUCGAGUCAACGUGCCAGUCAACAACCAGAGAAAGACGACGGAGGCCCUUUCAAGGUUGAGAUGGUACACAGGAUGGAAGGCCUAGCCAAGGGUGAGCGCAUAAUUCCACCGUGCGAUCGCUGUCGGAGGUUGCACAUGGAUUGCUUGAAGAACCUCACAGCAUGUGUGGGCUGCACAAAGAAGCACGCAAAGUGCUCGUGGAAAGAAGUCAAGGAGGGCGAGUUACGCGGUGGAUACACAUACCCACCCGGCACCACCAGCAAUGGUCAGAGUGAGACAAGUGACCACGAGAGUGGUGACCGCGCGAGCACGGGAAGUCCUGCUGCGAUGAUGAGCCCUUCGCAUCAUGGGCCGACGCCAUCACACAUCCCACACGGCAAUGGCCAGCACACACCUCAAUAUCAGCAAGCUCAUCACCAACCUUCAGAUCAACAUACACAGCCACCCCCGCCACAGCGUGAUGGUUCACACGAUGCACGGGUACCAUCGGGCCGCAAUACCCCACACGAGCGGGAGCGGGAACGAAAUGUAGAAACACAGCUCCAAGAAGCUGCACAAUCUAGCCUUGCACAUGCGAAUGCUCGGCUGAGUGGGUCUGAAGGCAAAGGUCCUGAUUACUCCAAUCAGACCAUGGUUGCUUGA
Messenger RNA from Alternaria atra, 1941 nucleotides. RefSeq lists its product as uncharacterized. Gene Ontology annotation, biological process: regulation of DNA-templated transcription. The record is from RefSeq and is a predicted model, not a curated record. The coding region runs from base 1 to 1941 and encodes 646 amino acids. Lineage: Eukaryota; Fungi; Ascomycota; Dothideomycetes; Pleosporales; Pleosporaceae. The transcript is spliced from 2 exons. Gene Ontology annotation, molecular function: DNA-binding transcription factor activity, RNA polymerase II-specific; zinc ion binding.